Molecule: messenger RNA, 1275 nt
Organism: Didymodactylos carnosus
Lineage: Eukaryota; Metazoa; Rotifera; Eurotatoria; Philodinida; Philodinidae
Source: the annotation of a GenBank genome assembly
AUGGACAAUACGGUGGUUCAUAUAGACGAUGUAAACCAAAAAACGAUUGUUCAUGAACACGAAUUAAGUGAUCAACAACAAUCAAAACUUAUUCGAAAAUUAGUGUGGAAAAUUGAUAUACAUCUGAUACCAUUUCUUGCUUUGCUAUAUCUUUGUUCAUUUUUGGAUCGAAUUAAUAUAGGUAAUGCAAAACUGGCUGGUAUCGAAAAUGAUCUUCAUUUAACACCAUCUCAAUACAAUGUUGUUUUAUCAAUUUUCUUUGUCGGUUAUGUUCUCUUUGAAGUACCGUCGAACUUGCUAUUAAAAUUACUUGGAACAUCUAUCUGGUUACCGAUCAUCAUGAUUAUAUGGGGUAUUAUUAUGAUGUCGAUGGCCGCAGUCAAGAAUUACCCAGGAUUAUUAGCAUGCAGAUUAUUUUUGGGUGUUGCAGAAGCUGGUCUCUUCCCCGGAGUGGUAUUUUAUCUAUCAUUGUGGUAUACUCGGCGAGAACAAACAUUGAGACUUGGACUAUUUUUUUCUGCUGCUGUUUUAGCAGGCUCAUUUGGCGGAGUUUUAGCUUUUGGUAUCACGAAAUUGCAUAAUAGAGAAAACUUGAAAGGAUGGCAAUGGAUAUUUAUUUUGGAAGGUAUUCCUGCAAUUCUCCUUGGAAUCAUCUCAUAUUUUUAUUUGCCAUAUUCAAUUGAGACGGUUAAAUGGCUCAGUGAUUCUGAACGUCAAGCACUAAAUAAACAUUUAAAACAGGGCACAAAUACGACUGCGAUUCAAAAACAUUUUUCGUGGUCUGAAGUAAAAGAGGCAUUUAUCGACAAAAAUGUUUACAUAUUUAUGUUUGCUUAUAUUGGAAAUGUGACACCGUUUUAUAGUUUAAGUUUAUUUUUUCCAAGUAUUAUCCACGGUAUGAAAUUUUCUAAUCUUACUGCUCAAGCAAUGUCAGCUCCACCGUACGCGGUGGCAUGUGUAUUAACAAUAUGUAUAGCUGCACAUUCCGGAUAUCGAAAUGAACGUUGUUUUCACAUAAUGGGUUGUAGUCUCCUUGGAAUAAUUGGUUACAUCUUACUACUUACAUUCCCAAAAUAUGGUCAACAAGCAAUGUAUGCAGCCUCCAUAAUUGCAUGCGCUGGAACAUUUUCUAGUAUUCCGCCGCUAUUGGCUUGGUUCACAAGUAACAUUGGAGGAUCUACGAAGAAAGCAGUUGCCGUUGCGAUGAUUGUAGGAUUUGGAAAUCUUGGUGGUGUUUUUGCCGGACAACAUCCAGAUUUUAGAUAUGUUACAUAA